This is a messenger RNA of Daldinia caldariorum, 1900 nucleotides long. RefSeq names its product alpha/beta-hydrolase. The record is from RefSeq and is a predicted model, not a curated record. Lineage: Eukaryota; Fungi; Ascomycota; Sordariomycetes; Xylariales; Hypoxylaceae. Bases 1 to 1725 code for a protein of 574 amino acids. The transcript is spliced from 3 exons.
AUGAUCCGUCAGAUAUUUCUAUUGGGCUUCCUUGCCCUGGCCAACGCGGCCAAAGUUAUGCAAGACCUGCCUACGUUGAAGCUACCAUGGGGCACUUGGCAAGCUACAGUCUAUGAAGAGGAUGACAAAAUCUACCUCUUCCGUAAUGUCCGCUUUGGAGCACCACCGGAACGCUUCGGCCGCCCUUCCUUCCCAGACGAGAAAAGCGAUGCACUGCAGACCAUCGCACAGGACAUUAGUUGUAUCCAGUUAGAUACCUCGUCAAUGAAGAAUCCCCCAGGAGGCGACAAGCCCAUCGGGGACCCGAGGAACGACGAUGUCUUGGAAACCGAAGACUGCCUUUUCCUGGACGUAUAUGUUCCCGUCUCCGCCUUUGGGUCUGAUAUUACGGAUCUUUUGCCAGUUAUCGUAUGGAUAAACGGGGGUGCCUACGCGGCUGGAAGUAAAAAUCCUUCCGGUCCGAUCGCUAGCGGGCGGUCGAUCCUGAACGCAUCCGAAUACCAAACGAUUUUCAUCGAAGGAAACUAUCGUCUUGGCGCGUUUGGGUGGCUUGCAGGUGAUUACAUGCAACAGGUUGGACAGCCCAAUGCCGGCUUGUAUGACCAGGCUCUGCUGUUUGAGUGGGCACAGGAGUACGUCGAACUAGUUAAAGGGGACAAAGAUCGAGUCACCGCCUGGGGCGAGUCUGCUGGCGCCGGAUCAGUCCUGCACCACCUCAUCCGCGAGGAUGGUACGAAAGACCCUCUCUUCAGGACUUUCGCGAUCCAGAGUCCUGCUUUCCAAUGGGCUUGGGAUAAUUCUCCAGGUGGCACUCUCGACACUGUCUAUCGAAACUUCUCCGACUUUGCGGGAUGCGGCUUUGAAUUUGACAUUGACUGUCUAAGAAAGGCGCCCGAGGAAGACCUAAGACGUGCCAAUCAACUGAUUUUCCGGUCUUUCCCUUUGACUGGCCUCUUUCCGGUAGGGCCAGCAGUGGACGGGGGCUGGGUUAACAAGUUCUGGCAUGACAUUGACUCUGCUAUUAUAUCUCAUUGCGCAAAUGAGUCUUUCGGUUUCACUCCCGUGGUUACCAACGAAACAGAGUUCGAUCAAAUUCUGGAAAACUUCUUUCCUGGCUCUCGCCUAAAGCCCCAGAGAGAUGCAGUUAAAGAGUACUAUAACUGCGAGGAGCUUUAUGACGGCGACUUUUACGCCUGCCUUUCCGCCAUCGUCCGGGAGUCGUCAUUUACAUGCAAUACCAGAGACCUGUUCGAGGCGUACCCAGCGGAGUCAUAUAUGAUGCGAUACUCAUUUCCGCAGUCCUCUGUCGCCUUUCACGCAUCCGACCUGUACCCUUUAUUCACAAAGAACGCCGAGGAAGUCAUCGCCGCGCUAAACGGUUCAAUAGGCGAAGAGAACGCGACAUUAUAUGCGAACCUGCUCUACGGCCUCAAGAUCCCAGAAGCAUAUAAGAACUAUUUUGCUUCAUUUGCUCUCACUGGCGAUCCGAACGAAGGUCUCUUGAGCCCUCCUUAUGAACAGUGGCCAGUUGCAAAUGGAAGUAGCGAGCUUCUCUCCAACGUUAUGAAAGUAUCCCUUAUUUUUAGCCUUACCACAGAUGACCAGAACUCGAAGAGCAACUGCUCGUUUUGGACAGAAAUUGCCAAGGAACUCAGCGGAGGACUAGAAGGUCAUGGUGGAAUGGCGGUUCAAACCCAAGUCCUAAGCGACUCCUUGGAACUCUAAUCUCCUAGAGAGCAAGUUAUCAUUGAGCUAAGGUACCCGAGGUCUACAUGAGGUCUAAGCUAUAGUGUCAAGUAGGUAUAUAGUAAACGAAUAGGAAUCUCAGAGUGUAUAUCUACCUUAGACAUAUCAUUUAGUAUCCGAUCUUGUUCGGGAUAAUGUAUCAAGCCAGCUCGUC